UUCAACUUUUCAGAGGGUUUUGGUGAUCACAAGAGAGAUAGAGCGGGAGAGUUUAUAAGGGAGAGAAAGAUAAUGGGUAGCGUUUGAAACGGAGUUUUCCUGGAAAAUAUGGGGUAGGAUCGUUUUGUGUGAUGGAAAGAGAAAUCCGAUUUCAUUGUUGAAUCCGCCGAUCUUACAUUCGCCUGAAAACUCUGUUGUUUCGCCAGAAUUGCUUUUUUUUUUUUUUUUUUUUUUUUUUUGCGGAAAAAAGUUUUCAACUUCAAAGGAAGAUUGUUGUCUAGAGGUUUGAUCUUCAAUCAUGCAAGCUUGAUGGACUGGAGAAGUGCAGAUUUGUUGAAAAUCGAUCCAUGAAUCUGCUUCUUUGUUUAUGACAUAUCCUUCUUUGUUAUGACUUCUGAAAUAUGGUGUUGCAUAAGAGGUUAGACUAUGGAUUCAAUGGCUAUCAGGUGCCUCCCAUGCCUCGAGCUACCAGAUCAGCUAGGAGGAGGGUUACGUUCAGAAGGAGAGAUGAAGAUAAUCAAAUGUGUGCAUUUGACUUAUUGGCCACUUUAGCUGGUGAGAUAUUGCUUGAGAAAGAGAGUUCACCCACUUCUAGCAAUACAUCAAAGGAAAACGAUCAGCAUGCAUGUGUUAAGAACACACAGGAGAGUGAAGACAAACUAGUUAAAAUUGAACCUAGUAAUCAAGGAAGUGGUGAUGGGAGAGUCUUAAUCUCUGAGACUGUCCCACAGGCUUAUGAUCGAAAGCAUCUCUCCAAGGAAUCCCCACUAACACAGAAUAAUGGCCAUUCAGGAUUUGCUUCUGUAGCAACCACCGAUUCCUCAGAGAGCUUUGUUGAUGAGAAGUUGGUGAAUGGAAAAAACAAGGAUGACAUACAAAGCUUUGCUAGCAAAGUAGAUUUUGGUAUCUCUGGUUACAGGGAUUCUGGGGAUUGUACAUUAGAUUGUGAAUCUAAAAUAAUGUUAAGAGAUGUACUGCACAAGAAUGGGAAGGUGUCUAUUGGUACUGGGGCUGAUAUGUGCAGUUUGGAGGAUCCUAAGUUUUGGGAUGGGAAACCUCCUGCAUUAGUCAGUUCAGAUGGUAAGGUUAAGGUGCCUUUGUGUGGGGACCACAUUCCCCAUAGCUCUUUUCCCGCUGGUCGGGAUGAUGUAAAAAUAGUUAGUAGAGAUGAUGACGAAAACUCCUCUGGGUGCACUCGCCCUAGUAUGACAAAAAAGUCCAUUUGGCCAGUAUCACGCAUUGCAGACCGAAGGAUAAAGAAGAUUUUAGCUUCAAAGUAUUGGAAGGUAUCUCCAAAAUUGAAGGAUGAGGCACUCUUGAAUUUUGAUGGGGAUUUCAAGCCCAUUUGCCACAAUAGGAAGGGCUGUUACAAACGCCAAAGAUCUCAAAUGAAUAUUCCUUUUAAAAAGAGGAAAUUUUUUGAGUGUAGCUCAGUUUCAAAUUCUGACCGAUGGAUUAAUUGUGAUGGUAAAUUUGAUUCACCUGAGGAGGGAGGUGCUUCUGGUUCAUGUAUGAAGAUGAACGGAGCCAUUGGAACAUCAUCCUCCGUAGGUCAACACCCAUCAAUUCUAUCUAGGGAUUCUUAUGUGAAGCUUAGGAUUAAGUCUUUCAGAGUGCCAGAGCUUUUUAUUGAAAUGCCUGAAAGUGCAACAGUUGGUUCUUUGAAGAGGACUGUUAUGAAGGCAGUGACUACCAUACUUGGAGGUGGGUUACAUGUCGGUGUACUUCUUCGGGGAAAGAAGGUUAGAGAUGACAAUAAAACUCUACUGCAAACAGGGAUUUCUCAUGAUUACAAUCCGGAUGCUUUGGGUUUUGCCCUGGAGCCUAGCCCUUCAAAAAAUCCCCAACCUUUAUGUCCCAGAGAUUCUUCCCAUAUGCUUCCUUGUGACAUGCUUCAGCCUUUAACCAGUUAUCUAUCGGAUUCAGCUGGAGCUCAUCAGGGCACUUGCCAUGCCUCUCCUGAACUUCACGUGGCCGAUUUAGGCAACUUCAUUGAAAGUGAUCACGAUUCAGCACCUUCUCCACCUCACACACCAGUUGACAAAAGUACAAGAGACUCUAAAGCUCUUGUUGCUGUACCGGAAAUUAAUGUCAAGGCAUUAGCUGUGGUUCCAGUUCACCAAAGAUCAAAGCAAUCUGAGAUUGCGCAGCGUCGAAUCCGUCGACCUUUUUCUGUUGCCGAAGUGGAAGCACUUGUUCAAGCUGUUGAGAAACUUGGAACUGGAAGGUGGCGGGACGUUAAACUACGAGCUUUUGAUAAUGCAAAACAUCGAACUUAUGUGGAUUUGAAGGAUAAGUGGAAAACACUGGUACACACAGCGAGAAUAUCUCCUCAGCAAAGGAGGGGAGAACCUGUUCCCCAGGAGCUCUUGGACAGGGUCUUAACUGCCCAUGCUUACUGGUCCAAACAGCAAGCCAAACAACAGCUCAAACAACACCCAGAGCCUUGCCUUCUCAUCUGACAAAAAAAAAAAAGGGUCUUAAAAAAGAGAGCUGCAAGCACAUAUGUGGAACAAAAACAUAGAAUGAUCAUGGGUUUAGAAGAAGGAUAUCUAGGUGUCUAGUUUAUUCUUUUUGGCUUUGCCAUGAUUAUGUAAAAAAAAAGUAGCAAGGAAGAAUAUAGAAAAAGUCUGAAGAAAUGUAUGUAAUAUCUCUCGCUCUUGCCAUGCUUCUUUUCCUGCCUGGAGAGUCUGGCACUAUGUAAAUGGUUCAGGGAAUAAAGAGCUUGCUAACCAAACUCAUUUGACCAUA
Juglans regia (Persian walnut) is the source of this 2751-nucleotide messenger RNA. RefSeq names its product telomere repeat-binding protein 5-like. The record is from RefSeq and is a predicted model, not a curated record. The transcript has 10 exons. Bases 402 to 2462 code for a protein of 686 amino acids. Lineage: Eukaryota; Viridiplantae; Streptophyta; Magnoliopsida; Fagales; Juglandaceae.